Messenger RNA from Sclerotinia sclerotiorum 1980 UF-70, 2937 nucleotides. RefSeq lists its product as hypothetical. Gene Ontology annotation, biological process: GPI anchor biosynthetic process. The transcript is spliced from 8 exons. Lineage: Eukaryota; Fungi; Ascomycota; Leotiomycetes; Helotiales; Sclerotiniaceae. Gene Ontology annotation, cellular component: endoplasmic reticulum membrane. Gene Ontology annotation, molecular function: mannose-ethanolamine phosphotransferase activity. The coding region runs from base 1 to 2937 and encodes 978 amino acids. The record is from RefSeq and is a predicted model, not a curated record.
AUGGCUAGAGUUAAUCGCUUUGGCUUUUUAGCCAUUGCAAUGGCUUUUCAUCUAGUCUACAUUUAUUCAAUCUUUGAUAUUUAUUUUGUGAGUCCAAUAGUGUCUGGGAUGCGCGAAUUUGGAGUAGAACGGCCAGAUGGAGUGGAAGCUCCAGCAAAGCGUUUGGUGCUUUUCGUUGGUGAUGGUCUACGAGCAGAUAAAGCCUUCCAAUCAUUUCCAGAACCAUAUCCAAAAUCGGAAGAAGAUCUCAUCCCACGCCCUCUUGCGCCAUUCCUUCGUUCGCGGGUGCUGGGGCACGGCACUUUCGGUGUCUCUCAUACUCGAGUCCCUACGGAGUCUCGCCCCGGACAUGUUGCGCUCAUUGCGGGUAUGUACGAAGAUGUGUCGGCAGUUGCUACUGGAUGGAAACUCAACCCCGUAAACUUUGACAGUGUUUUCAAUAGGAGUAGGCAUACUUGGUCAUGGGGGAGUCCAGAUAUAUUGCCAAUGUUUCAGUUGGGCGCUGUGCCAGGUCGUGUAGAUGCAUACACAUAUUCUGCUGAGGAGGAGGACUUUUCAAAGGCAGCUUUACAUUUGGAUAUCUGGGUAUUCGACAGAGUUAAGGCUCUUUUUGCAGAAGCUGCCAAGAACGCUACUUUAAAUGCCGUAUUGAGACAAGAUAAGAAUGUGUUCUUUCUACAUCUUCUUGGCCUGGAUACUACAGGUCAUGGUUAUCGGCCAUACUCGAAAGAAUAUCUAUAUAACCUCAAGGUUGUGGACGAAGGCAUCAAGGAAGUGACAAAGGUUAUCGAAAAUUUCUAUAAUGAUGAUAAAACCGCUUUUGUUUUCACAGCUGAUCAUGGAAUGAGUGAUUGGGGAAGCCAUGGUGAUGGACACCCAGACAACACACGCACUCCACUCAUUGCUUGGGGAUCCGGAGUUGCGAAGCCAGUUGUACAGGCCCAUGGAAUCGCACCAGGUCACGAUGAGCUAUCCUCAGACUGGGGAAUGGAUCACAUCCAUCGACAUGAUGUUUCGCAAGCAGAUGUCGCAGCUCUCAUGGCAUAUCUGGCUGGAGUCAACUUUCCGGUCAAUUCAGUCGGAGAAUUACCCUUGCCCUACCUUGCAGCGGAUAUUCCCGAAAAAGCUGAAGCUUUUCUUGCUAAUGCUAGAGGUAUUCUUGAUAUGUAUCGAAUCAAAGAGGAACACAAGAAAGCUACGGAGUUGAGGUAUCGACCGUUUGAAGGUCUCGGAGAUGAUAAUCACACCGCUGAGCAUCGAUUAGCUGAUAUCAGAAAUUUGAUCAAUCGAGGUCAACAUGAAGAAGCAAUCCGAGAGACUGCAGAACUUGUGAGACUUGGCUUAGCUGGUCUACGUUAUCUUCAAACGUAUGAUUGGCUUUUCCUGAGAGCCUUGAUCACAAUUGGAUACCUGGGCUGGAUCAUGUUUGCCCUCACCACUGUCAUUGAUCUUCACGUUCUUCAUGGAAAUACUAAGACCUCCAGAACUUUGGCUGCUAGUCUGUUUUUCUCAUCAAUUCUUGUCGCUCUUUUUGCUUCUUUCAUUGUGUCAGAAUCGCCUUUAACAUAUUAUGCUUAUGCCAUCUUCCCAGUAGCAUUCUGGGAAGAGGUGUAUGCUCGCCGAAAUGCCCUCACACAAGGCGGGAAAGCACUAUUUGGUCAUAUAAAAUCACCAUUUGCUUUUAUUGGAAUAAUCAUCAAGGCUAUAAUUUUCUUAGGUCUCAUCGAAUGUCUCGCAUGGGGAUACACAUACAGAGAAAUCUUCUCCGUUUUAUUCAUCUUAGCAACUUUCUGGCCGGCAUUCUACGGGCUGGGAUUUUUGAAGAACAACAAGGCAUUAACUCUAACGUGGAUUGUGUCUUUAUACGGUGGUGCGUUGAUGGUAGCCGUAGGUGUAUUAUAUCUUGCUUUUGAAAGAAAGCUGCUGGCAAAAUCCAAGAUGGCAGGUGAUUCCAUCGCGCCAGCCGAUAAUCUUCUAUCCCGCUCCCUCAUUGGAGCGCAGAUUGGGUUGGUUAUCCUAUCCAUGAUCGUCACGAGAUCUACAGCGAUGUCCUUACAGGCCAGAAUGGGACUUCCUCGAGGCAAUCAAAUCAUUGGUUGGUGCUUAAUUGGCUUAUUCUACUUUGCAUUUUCUUCCACCCUUAUCACCUGGGUUCUGUUAGAGCAUAACAUCCAUAAACACACUAUGAGUAAAAAGACAACCAAGGCAAAUGAUGCCUCAGUGCCCGAAAUCCCUGCUUCGUUAUCCUCCUCUCCAUUCCGCUCUCUCACAUUGACAGAUGCACGGAUAUCUCUAUUCUUCCUCAUACUUUUGCAGUCAGCAUUUUUCAGCACUGGGAACAUGGCAUCUGUCUCAUCCUUUAGUCUGGACAGCGUGAAUCGUCUGAUUCCAGUCUUUGAUCCGUUCUCUCAAGGAGCUUUGUUGAUAGUGAAGCUCAUGAUCCCAUUUGCAUUGAUUUCAGCGAACUUGGGUAUCUUGAACAAGAGACUAGGCGUCGCUCCAUCAGCCUUGUUCAUGGUAGUAAUUGCCAUCAGCGACUUCCUGACCCUGCACUUCUUCUGGGUGGUCAAGGAUGAAGGAUCGUGGUUGGAAAUCGGGUCUACGAUCAGUCACUUCGUCAUUGCAAGCUUGCUAUGUCUGUUUGUGGCUAGUUUAGAAGGUGUCAGUGAGCUUUUCAUCGCAGGUGUAGAAGUUGAGGAUAAUUCUAGUCAGCUCGGGAAGGAACGGGAGCUUGGAGGGGUCAUUAGGAAGGAUGAAAAGUUGGGGAAUGGAAAUACUAAGACUGCUGUCAAUAGGAAAAACGAAGAUAGAUGGCCUUUCGAUAGCAAAAACUACCUAGGCAAUUUGAACCGAAAACCAUUAACCUCUCUAUGGACAAUUAAGUUCGCCAAUGCGCCAUCCCGCAAUCCACAAGAUGCUUUAUGCGGCUUAGGUUGA